This is a messenger RNA of Rodentolepis nana, 1584 nucleotides long. Lineage: Eukaryota; Metazoa; Platyhelminthes; Cestoda; Cyclophyllidea; Hymenolepididae. The record is from the annotation of a GenBank genome assembly.
AUGACUACAGUUUCGCCCUCAGGGUGCCCUAACCGUGUUUCGUGGGGAAAACGGGCCAAAAGAACCGUUACAGCCCCUUCUGUUAGCGGACGUCUACACAGUGCCGACGGAAGAGCCCCGGUACAAGAACCCCAACUCCUAUCUAAUCGAUACGCAUCUCAGGAUAAUGGUGUGUGGCCGUUUUCUAGUUCUGGAUAUCUUUCACCCCGACUCACAACCAUUUCCUCAACCUGUCUUCGUGAUGUUAAGGAGGUAUUCACAGUUCAGCAAAUUAUGCGAGAUACUCUUGAGACACGACUUAAACCACAGUCAGCUGAUAAAAAGGUGAUUCAACAAAGGAACCAUCACAAGAAGGAAUUUCUACGGUCAUGGUCGAGAGAAAGAAUUAUUGUUACGGAGGAGAUUAUUUACCCAACAACUAACUUGAGUGUAACCAGUGCUUCUGGAUCUUAUUCUUCCAUUGCUGGACCACAAAGUAAACCGUAUUACCCAUUAGAGAGAUAUAAUACUACCUCGGGUGGAAAUUCCCUUCCAGUUCCUUCGAUCACAAUGAUUGGAGCUCUACCACAACAUGUUGUUGAACAUGGAAAAAGCGUACCGUUAUCCAGCACAAAUAUUUCCAAAACAACUCACUCCAGAGAUAGGCGAGCAAAUUUACGCCGGCAGGCAUCAGAAUCUGAGGGUUCGACUCUUCUCUUCAGUGAUUUGUCAUCUGUUGGAAGUAGUAUUGGAGCCAGAGUUAUUCCGAUUAAGAAAGGAUCCAAAAUCUUAUCAGUUCAAAGCUUAUCUUCCCCUCAAACAAUGGAAAAUCGACCGAGUACCGUAAUCCAAACGACCAGCAAGACUCAUUUCCUUAACGCAAUGACAUAUAUGCUCAUGGAACACGCGGAUGAAGAUCAGUUUGUGCAAAAUAUUCUACCCCUUCGACCAGUCGAACCAAUGAAAUCUCACGAGUCAAUUAGUGAGGACAACCUUCGAUGUCAUCCCGUUAUUCAAAGAGUCCCAAUUAUUGAGCACUCUCUUACCUCCUCUUUCCCAAAAAUUUCAAGCAACCCAACCAUACAAGCCUCUAUUCAGAGAUCAGAAACACUAACCCCCAAAAACAGACAACAAUCCCCUCGCCAAAUGGUAACAGCUUCUGACGUUCCUCCAAGCAGUCCACCUCCGGACUAUCAAUCUAUCGUUUCUGAUGAACGGGAUUCAACUUUUCAUGAUGAUGAGGAUAUUCAUAGUACAUCUACGUCUGUCUAUGAAACAGCCAGAUCUUCUAUCUCACCUUCACCAACCAGAGACUUAAUCGUCACACCUAUCGCCCAGACACAAACUCUCCAAUCUGCGCCACCUCAACACUUUUUACAUUACCCUUAUCAUGGAUCUGAUAUAACAACAAAUAUUGACAAACUAGAUGCAGCAACAGAAACCGUGAUCCCUACUUCACCAGUAUACUUCAGGACAAUUGUGAGAAGGGAUCAUGCUGGAUAUGGUCUGACAGUUUGCGGAACUAAUCCAGUUACUGUACGAAAUAUCCGCGAAGGUAAAUUAUUAUCCAAAAAUUUAAAUGAAGUAUCCUUUCAUUUUAUAUAA